This is a messenger RNA of Ceutorhynchus assimilis (cabbage seed weevil), 2619 nucleotides long. The record is from the annotation of a GenBank genome assembly. Lineage: Eukaryota; Metazoa; Arthropoda; Insecta; Coleoptera; Curculionidae.
UGGCUCUCCGUUAGGAGUUUGUGGUAAUUUUAAACAAGAAGUAAUAAAUAUUUAUUACGGCUUUUUAUUACACUCUAGGCUACUCCACCUCUUGCGAAUAUAAAACGCUUUAAAACUGGACUUACAUCUGACAUUAAAUUUGACAUUGACAAUUAGACAAAAACAUUUUUUUUGACAGUAGUUUUAGAAAUUAUUUUAUUUUUUAACAAUCUGUAUUAAUUAAUUAAAUUUAAGGCAAUUAGAACAAAAUCCGGCCAUAUUAUUCCAAUACUAAUUACUCAAGAUUGCAUGCAUUUAUUUGAAGCAUUUUUCCUCAAUUCCAAUUAGCCAAUAAUGUAUCGAUUUUAAUUGAUCACUUUGUGCAAUAAUAGAAAGUGCAAUAAUUAGUCAUCGAAUCAAAUGAAUUGUUCCUAGAAACACGAUUAAAAUCAUUAUAAAUGAUGGCAAAGUCUCCCGAAGAAGUGGUCUUCGAAGGGUGGCUCACCAAAUCGCCACCGACCAAAAGGAUAUGGAGGGCAAGGUGGAGAAGAAGGUGGUUUUUGCUAAAGCAUUCUGGUGAUAUUCCUGGACAGUAUGUUUUAACAUAUUAUACAGAUAGAAACAGGAGGAAACUUAAGGGUGUGAUUGAUCUGGAUCAUUGUGAACAGGUUGAUCUUGGACUAAAACUGGAAGAAAAAAACUUAAAAUUCGAUCAUGUCUUCGAUAUAAAAACCCCAAAUCGUACUUAUUAUUUAGCAGCAGACACCGAGGAAGAAAUGAAAUCUUGGGUAAAUUGUAUUUGUAAAGUGUGUGGCCUAAAAUCCACAAACGAAGAUGAAGAUGUGGGCAUGGCAAUGAAUUCAAAUGAAGUUGAAAUAAGGAAGGAAAAAAAUGCAGUAGCUCAAGUUAGUGAGACUCCCCCUAUUUCGCCGGUUAGCACAAGUCCUUAUAUUCCUAUAUCGGAAUGUAUAACAGGUAAAUCACCUAUAUUCGAUCCAAAAGACUUCAAAACCCUCUUGGAGUACAAUCAAAGAAACAGCGCACGCUACAUCGCUCAACAUACAAACGACUCCUACGAAUACCACCCCCAAAACAGUUACGUCAAUUUGAACAAAGACCCCGAACGCAAUUACGUCAACGAUCCGCAAGAUCCUCGAUUCUACGAUUGCCCCAGACCUUUGGGCCAGCACAAGGCCAGCAAAGAACAUUCGCCUUUGCGCAGCCCUGCCGAUUCCGAUAGCGUUUUUCACGACGAGGACUGGCAACAAAGGGAAACUGACGCUUCGAAACAAUCACGUGAUAGUUCUGUGGAUUUGGAUGGCGGUAAAAAAAUCGCCAAAGGGGCGGAGGGGACUUUGCCGCCGCCUAGACCUCCAAAACCACCACAUAUUACUCCUCCUACGCCAAGUUACUUAAAUUUAACUCCCACGCCUCCUACAAAAUUAAGUAAGGAAAACGAAGACAGAUCUAAGGGGGCCAUACCAAAAGUCUUUUCGGAUGAUAUGUACGAUUUUCCUAGAUCGCACAACAUCGACACCGAAUCAACUAAGGGCACGUUACAAAGAAGACACUGUUACAACAAUGCAGCUCCUGUAAAAUGUGCUGAAGGCACUGUAUUUUGUUAUGACAUUUCACCAAAACCUGGCCCAAGUACAUCUGUUACUUCUGUUUUCCGCUAUGACUUAGAAGCCACCCAGGAAUACGAACCUUCUUCACCAGCACAUUCGCACACUUCAUCGACUGCAGCCUAUUCGAAUCUUCCAAGUCCAGCAUUAGCUGAAUCUGCCCAGUUGAUGCCUCCUCCAACUGUAAACAGAGAAUUAAAACCAAGAAGAAAACUGUCAGAUGCACCGUCGACGUCUUCAACUACCGAGCCACCUUCUCCCAGGACCCAAGCGCCUUCUGUUGAUAGAAAGCUUAAGCCCCCCACGCCCUUGCAAGAGGCAAGUAGGAGAAAAUCUUUUCAUUUGCCUGACGAGGAUGGGGCGAGGAAAAUUCGUGCAGCUCCUAGUCCCACGCCGCCAGGCCUUAUGGAUAAUUUGUAUCAGAACCAAGGGGAAGUUUAUCUUUAUAUUAGUAGAAAAAUGCAAUAUCUUGAUUUGGAUCUCGAAGGCACGUCGUCUGGUGGCAAAACUUUAUCAAAACCUAACGAGAGCGAUACGGUUUAUAAAAAAGUGGAUUUUAUUAAAACUGAAGCCUUCAACAUCACUAGGAAUAAUUUAGAGAAAGAAAGACAAGAACCGGUUACCACGUUUGUUAAGAAAUAAUUAACUGCAAUAUUUUAACAUAUUUCUAAAUUUGACACAACAUUUUAAUGUUAAGUAUAAACUUGUGCCUUUGCAUUGUGCCUGUCUGAAGACAAAUUUUAGACAAUCAUUAAAUUUUAAUGUUAUUUAGGAUUAUAAAUAUAUUGUUGACUAUUGAAUUCAAAUUGUUCCUUCUAGGAAACGACGAAGAUAAUUAAAUUUGUUGUUCGGUUUUGUUGCAGUGAAAGCAUUUUGUUAUUACGUACUUGUAUUUUUAUAUAGUUCAAAUUAUUUUUUAAAUGUGCCUUUUUUAUAUACAACCGACAAAGUUGAAUUUUUAUAUUAUUAUUGUAUAUUUUGCCAAUUUUUAAUAAAUACCUGAUAGAAAAGGUAA